Messenger RNA from Theileria parva strain Muguga, 1119 nucleotides. It is a transcript of the gene pkaR, whose product is annotated as Cyclic nucleotide-binding domain protein. Lineage: Eukaryota; Apicomplexa; Aconoidasida; Piroplasmida; Theileriidae. The record is from RefSeq and is a predicted model, not a curated record. Gene Ontology annotation, molecular function: cAMP-dependent protein kinase regulator activity. Gene Ontology annotation, biological process: regulation of protein phosphorylation. The transcript is spliced from 9 exons. The coding region runs from base 145 to 1095 and encodes 316 amino acids. Gene Ontology annotation, cellular component: cAMP-dependent protein kinase complex.
CAAAAUCAUUUGUUAAAAUGAGUUUCAUCGAAAAUUUUAAAAUAUUUUAACUGUAAAUUUAUUUUAAAAACACCCUGUAUUUUUAAUUUAACUCUUGAUUUUUUGUUGAUACACAUUUUUCACAUUUUGUACAAUUAAUUAACAAUGGCUUCUUCUGACGAAUACGAAUUUGAUGAGGCCAUGAAACUAGCCCGCGCCAAUCCCAGGCUAUCUGUUUCCGCUGAAGUAUUUGGCGACAACCAUAGCAAGUCAAAGGUUGUGAUCCCCAACUACGAGAAAACUCCUCAAGAACAGGCCAAGAUCAUGGAAAUGAUCAAAAGUUGUUUCCUCUUCUCUGGUGUUACUUCAUCUGGUUUGGAUCUUUUGGUGAAAGCCUUUGACUUCAAAGCAGCAAAUGCCGGCGAUGUCCUGAUUAAGCAGGGCGAUGACGGAGAUAAGCUGUACCUGAUCGAAUCAGGAACCGUUGAAGUCACCAAGAAAUCCGCCUCUGGUGCUGAGGAAUUUCUUUGCACUCUGACUGAUGGCGACUACUUUGGCGAGUUGGCCCUGAUGUACAAUUCCCCAAGGGCUGCAACUGUCGUUGCUAAGACUGAAAUGCACCUUUGGACUUUGGACAGGACCACCUUCAACCACGUCGUGAGAAUGGCGGUGAUUAAGAAGAGGGAGAAGUACGACUCAAUUCUCGCAAAACUCGACCUCUUCAAGAAAGUCGGCCCCUAUGACCGUUGCAGACUCGCUGACGCCUUAGUUGAGAGGACUUAUGAGGACGAGACUGUUAUCAAACAAGGCGAGCCUGGCUCAAGUCUCUUCAUGGUCCUUGAAGGACAGGCUGAAUCCUUUGUUGAGAACAAACUUGUCAAGUCUUACAAUCCAGGAGACUAUUUUGGCGAGAUUGGUUUCAUCCUAAAGAAACCAAGAGCCUCAACAGUUAAGGCAAAGGGGAAAUGCUUGUUUGUUGAGUUGGAGAGGGAGAACUUCAUUAACCUCCUCGGCCCCAUGGAGGACGUUUUGAACAAAAACAUCAAGAAUUACAAGAAGGUCCUUGAGGAGCUCAAACUCGAAAACAAACAACUGAAAUCGCUCGGACACCAAUAACUGUAUAAUUUCAUAUGUACCAUA